GAAGAUGAAAUGUUUUUUGUUGUAAAUGGUAGUCUUCAAUUUUAUGUUGAUGGUAAACAAUUUUGUGCAAAUGCUGGUACAACUGUUUAUAUUCCACGCUAUGUAAUACAAUCAGUUCGAAAUAUUAAUUCUAAACCAACUCAUGUUCAAAUAUUAUUUUUACCAUCAGGUAGAGAAGAUUUUUUGGAAAAAGUCAGUAUUAUUAAUGACAAUCCACCAAUUAAUGCUACACAAGCAAAUCAACUUGCUUUACAAUAUGGACAAGUUAAUUUAGGUGAAAUAUCAAAUUGGGAAGAUCUUAAUUGUGUAUCUUGA
Rotaria sp. Silwood2 is the source of this 315-nucleotide messenger RNA. The record is from the annotation of a GenBank genome assembly. Lineage: Eukaryota; Metazoa; Rotifera; Eurotatoria; Philodinida; Philodinidae.